Molecule: messenger RNA, 2411 nt
Organism: Phlebotomus papatasi
Lineage: Eukaryota; Metazoa; Arthropoda; Insecta; Diptera; Psychodidae
Gene: verm
Product: chitin deacetylase 1
Exons: 5
Coding region: 339-1991 (550 amino acids)
Biological process (GO): carbohydrate metabolic process
Cellular component (GO): extracellular region
Molecular function (GO): protein binding; chitin binding
Source: RefSeq, a predicted model, not a curated record
ACACCCAGUAGUUGUGCGACUUUUAGCGGAAUCUGUAGCCUUUCUUGGUCUUAAUGCCAAGACUAUAAAACAAAUUAUAAAAGGAAAACUUUUAAGACUUGAAGAUAGAAUUUCGCACAAAUUAAUUUCACUCUGAAGGAUAACCACUUUUUUUUAACUCUUUAAAUUAUUUUGAUUUAAAAAAAAGUUUUCACAUCACGCGAUUGUGUGUAUGUGUGUGAGGGUGAGGGUGUCACAGUUUUUUUUUUUCUUAUCUCUACCCCAUAAGACUGGAAAAAUUCUAAUUUUACCAACAAUUUGAUACUAAAACUCUAGGAUAUUGGCACGGCCAAUUAGAAAUGGUGCGUGUCUACAGCACGAUCUUUUUGAUCGUGAUCUCUGUGAUUUUAGUCAUCGCAACACCUUCUGCUGAUGAAACAAAUCAUCAACGGGUGAAAAGACAAGAGGACGAUCCCGAAGGACCAGAUGUAGGAUCAAUUGAAGAAUUGUGCCACGAUAGGCCCGCAGAUGAGUACUUCCGACUGACCACAGAAGGAGAUUGUCGAGAUGUUGUGCGGUGUGACAAUGCGGGUGAAAAUGGCAUCACUCGCCUGGCCACAGUUCGAUGUCCCAUUGGACUGGCAUUUGACGUUACUCGCCAGACAUGUGACUGGAAGUCAAAUGUUAAAAAUUGUGACCAAUUAGGGAAACCACGAAAAGUAUUGCCAAUCCUCAAGACGGAUGAACCUGUCUGCCCCGAAGGACGUUUGUCAUGUGGAAAUGGCGAAUGUGUGGAAAAGGAACUGUUUUGCAAUGGAAAACCAGACUGCAAGGAUGAAUCCGAUGAGAAUGCAUGCACUGUGGACCUUGAUCCCAACCGUGCCCCUGAAUGUGAUCCAACACAAUGUAUCCUUCCUGACUGUUUCUGCUCAGCCGAUGGUACCAGAAUUCCUGGAAGCAUUGAGCCACAACAAGUACCCCAGAUGAUUACAAUUACUUUCAACGGUGCUGUUAAUGUAGACAACAUUGAUCUCUAUGAGGACAUUUUCAAUGGACAACGUCAGAAUCCCAAUGGAUGCCAAAUCAAGGGUACCUUCUUCGUAUCCCACAAGUACACUAAUUACUCAGCUGUACAGGAUCUGCAUAGACGUGGCCAUGAGAUCUCCGUAUUCUCUCUGACUCACAAGGACGAUCCUAACUAUUGGACACAUGGUACAUACGACGAUUGGUUGGCUGAAAUGGCCGGAGCCAGACUUAUUAUCGAACGUUUCGCUAACAUCACAGACGGAUCAAUUAUUGGAAUGCGUGCUCCAUACUUGCGUGUCGGUGGUAACAAGCAAUUUGAGAUGAUGGCUGAUCAAUUCUUCGUUUACGAUGCUUCCAUCACAGCAUCAUUGGGUCGUGUACCCAUCUGGCCGUAUACUCUCUAUUUCCGUAUGCCACACAAAUGCAAUGGUAACGCACACAAUUGCCCAUCUAGAAGUCAUCCCGUUUGGGAAAUGGUAAUGAACGAACUUGAUCGUCGUGAUGAUCCCACCUUUGACGAAUCCCUACCAGGUUGCCAUAUGAUUGAUUCUUGUUCUAACGUUCAAACUGGCGAGCAAUUCGGUCGUCUUCUCAGGCACAAUUUCAACCGCCACUACAAUACCAAUCGUGCCCCACUUGGCCUUCACUUCCAUGCCUCCUGGCUCAAAUCCAAGAAGGAAUACCGUGAUGAACUCAAUAAGUUCAUCGAAGAAAUGUUGGGUCGCAAUGAUGUAUUCUUCGUGACAAUGCUUCAAGUCAUUCAGUGGAUGCAAAAUCCCACAGAACUCAAUGCUCUGCGUGACUUCCAAGAGUGGAAGGAGAAGUGUGAUGUCAAAGGACAACCCUACUGUUCCCUGCCAAAUGCAUGCCCACUAACAACAAGGGAACUGCCUGGAGAGACCCUACGUCUCUUUACAUGCAUGGAAUGCCCUAACAACUACCCCUGGAUCCUUGAUCCCACUGGGGAUGGAUUCUCUGUGAAAUAGUGCGUAAGAGAGCAAUAAGACACUUAAUAAAUGGAAGAAGAAAAUGAAAAAAAGAAAAAUUUUCCGACAUCUCGGAAUACAUACUGCAUGAGGGGAGUUACAUAAAAUGUGGCCAAGUUGGAUCAUGCACACAUUAUCUAUUGAACAAUGAUGUAACUUCGACAUCUUUCUAUUCCAUUUGAAACUAAUAUCUUUUUAUAUAUACUGUUUUAAAAUACAAAAUCUCACAUCUUUUGCUAUAGUUUGUAAAUACUGAAAUUGGACACUAUACAUAUUUAUAGUGAUAUGGUAAACUUCAUUUCAUUUAUCUCAAUUUCCUUUUUGAAUUAAAUUUUGUAAUACAAAAGCGAUAGUAUCGUUUAUAAUUUGACUCUUUUUUUUACAAAAUAAAACAGAAAUAAAAUUAUUUCUCGAAUUAUA